AUGUUACUAGACUCGUUUGAUGAAAACCACUUCAACGCUGCCCACCACCACUUGAACUAUUUUUAUAGCCAGUACAACGACCCGCGUCUUUCAACCAAAUACCUUUCGGCCUUGUCGGUCGUGGGGCAUUUCUGCUCAUUUCGAGUUCAACGUUGCAGUAUGCUGUCCUUACGAGCUUUGAAGACUUUGCGACUUCAGUACAUCACUCGGAAGUGUUUAUAUACUUCAGCAUUACGCUAUCAAAACCCUACCUCCAGUGAACCGUUUUUAAAUGGAACUUCAUCCAAUUAUUUAGAAGACAUAUAUGAAGCAUGGCUUCGAAACCCUGAUAGUGUGCACAAGUCAUGGGACAUUUAUUUUAAAUGUUUAGCUUCUGGAGCUGCCCCAGGAAAUGCUUACGUUCAACCACCUACUUUGGGUAAAGAAGGUUUGAAAUUGGCACAGUUAGCCCCACAAAUCGCUGCACAGGCAGUGACACCGAGUCUUAAAGCUAUUGAAGACCACCUCUGUGUUCAGGCCAUAAUCCGUUCGUAUCAAUCUCUAGGUCAUCGCAUCGCCGAUCUUGACCCAUUGGGGAUAUUGUCUGCCGAUCUGGAUGAUUCUAUACCCCCCGAGUUGUCGUUGAGUUUCUACAACCUUGGCGAGCCCGACCUGGAUAAGACGUUUAGGCUUCCACCUACCACACACAUCGGAGGUGAUAAGCAGGAACUUACUCUACGAGAAAUCAUUAGGCGUUUAGAGAAUGUUUACUGCAAACAUAUUGGUAUUGAGUAUAUGUUUAUUAAUAGUUUAAAUAAAUGUGAUUGGAUAAGACGUAAAUUUGAAACACCCGGUUCAAUGGAUUUAUCAAUUGAAGAGAAACGUUUAAUAUUAGCUCGUCUUGUUCGUUCAACGCGUUUCGAAUCAUUUUUAGCAAAGAAAUGGAGUUCAGAAAAACGUUUUGGACUUGAGGGAUGUGAAGUUUUAAUACCAGCAAUGAAAGCUGUCAUUGACUCUUCGUCUGCGCUUGGUGUUGAAAGUUUUGUAAUUGGAAUACCACAUCGUGGAAGGUUAAACGUUCUAGCCAACGUUUGUCGUAAACCUUUGGAUGAUAUAUUUUGUCAGUUCGACUCUAAAUUGGAAGCUUGUGACGAAGGUAGUGGUGAUGUGAAAUAUCAUUUAGGCAUGAGUCAUCAACGAUUAAAUCAUAUGACAGGCAAGAUGAUUAAUCUUGCAGUAUGUGCUAAUCCAAGUCACUUAGAAGCUGUUUGUCCGGUCGCUCAAGGUAAAACCAAGGCUGAACAAUUUUAUCGGGGUGAUAGUGAUGGAAAGAAAGUUAUGUCGAUUUUAAUUCAUGGAGAUGCAGCAUUCAGUGGUCAAGGUGUUGUUUAUGAAACUUUCCAUCUUAGUGAUCUACCUUCUUAUACAACUAAAGGUACCGUUCAUAUUGUCGUUAAUAAUCAGAUUGGUUUUACCACUGACCCUCGUAUGGCUCGUUCAUCACCAUACUGUACUGAUGUUGCUCGGGUAACGAAUUCACUUAUUCUUCAUGCAAAUGCUGAUGAUCCUGAAUCAGUCAUGCAUGUUGCAAAAGUUGCUGCUGAAUGGCGAUCUGAAUUCGGAAAAGAUGUUGUGAUUGACCUUGUCUGUUAUCGCCGUUCAGGUCAUAAUGAAAUGGAUGAGCCAAUGUUUACUCAACCACUUAUGUAUAAACGUAUUCGUGAACAACCAACUGUAUUAGAACAAUAUAGUAAGAAGUUAAUUGAUAGUGGAAUUGUCACUGAACAGGAAUUUAAGGACGAAGUGGCUAAAUAUGAUCAGAUAUGCGAAGAUGCUUAUGAAUUAGCUAAAAAACGGACAGUUACACAUAAUCGUGCUUGGAUUGAUUCUCCAUGGCAUAAUUUCUUCGAAAAUAAAAAUCCAAUGUAUUUACCUAAUACGGGAGUCGAAAACGAUGUCUUAGAACAUAUUGGUCACGCAAUUAGUGAACCUCCUGAAGGUAUGAUUAUUCAUCCAGGUUUGAAACGUGCACUCAAGGAGCGCAAAGAUUUAUUAGAACAGAAAACAGCUAAUUGGGCUCUUGGUGAAUUGUUUGCUUAUGGAUCAUUGCUAAGAGAGGGUGUUCACGUUAGACUAUCAGGUCAAGAUGUGGAACGUGGAACAUUUUCACAUCGACAUUGUGUUUUACACGAUCAGGAAGUCGAUAAGAAAACAUAUGUUCCGCUUAACCAUCUCUAUCCUACACAAGCACCAUUUACUGUAUGCAACUCGAGUUUAUCUGAAUACGCAGUAAUGGGCUUUGAGUUGGGUUACUCAUUGACAAACCCUGAAGCUCUCGUUAUAUGGGAAGCUCAGUUUGGUGAUUUUAACAACACUGCUCAAUGUAUAAUUGAUCAGUUUAUUUCUUCUGGUCAACAAAAAUGGGUACGUCAAUCAGGAAUAGUUCUUUUGCUUCCACAUGGUUAUGAAGGUAUGGGUCCAGAACAUUCUAGUGCACGUAUCGAACGAUUCUUGCAGAUGAGUAAUGAUGAGGAAAAUCAUGUCCCUGUUUAUAGUGAUAAUUUCGUCAUGCAACAGUUACAUGAUACAAAUUGGAUUAUUGCAAACUGUACUACACCAGCGAAUUUCUUCCAUAUUUUACGACGACAAAUUCUGCUACCGUUCCGUAAACCACUGAUUGUCUUCACUCCCAAGUCAUUAUUACGCCAUCCGGAUGCAAGAUCGCCGUUCUGUGAUAUGCUUCCAGGCUCAGAGUUCCAACGCUAUAUUCCUGACAGUGGUCCAGCUUCACACAAACCUGAAAAUGUGAAAAAAUUAAUUAUUUGCAGCGGCAAAAUUUAUUAUGAAUUAGAUAAAGAACGCAGAUCGAUUAAUCGAGAGGCAGAUAUAGCUAUUAGCCGAGUAGAACAAUUGACUCCUUUUCCAUAUGAUUUGAUUCAACAAGAUUUAGAACGUUAUCCAAAUGCUGUUAUUCAGUGGGUACAAGAGGAGCAUAAAAAUAUGGGACCAUGGAGUUAUGUACAACCAAGAGUUAAUCAUUUAAUAUUUAGAACAAUGCCUAAUCGUCUUCACAAUAAAAUUUUAUAUGCCGGUCGACAACCUAGUGCUGCUACAGCUGCUGGGAAUAAAGCAAUGCACUUGAUGGAGAUCUCUCAUUAUUUGAAAAAUGCCCUGUCAUUAUCUUAG
Schistosoma curassoni is the source of this 3165-nucleotide messenger RNA. The record is from the annotation of a GenBank genome assembly. NCBI's taxonomy places the organism in Eukaryota, Metazoa, Platyhelminthes, Trematoda, Strigeidida, Schistosomatidae.